Peniophora sp. CBMAI 1063 is the source of this 1836-nucleotide messenger RNA. The record is from the annotation of a GenBank genome assembly. NCBI's taxonomy places the organism in Eukaryota, Fungi, Basidiomycota, Agaricomycetes, Russulales, Peniophoraceae.
AUGGUCAAAGCGCCACCAAAGCCACAGGAUAUCUCUAGGAGGGAUCUGCGUGCGCUGAAGAUCCUUCAACGCGAGGGAUCCGGUGGCUCCACUAGCUCGGCUAUAAACACGCUUCUCUCCCCUACACUCAAUGCACAAGCUACUCCGGAGGUUGCCAGUCAGGAGCGCGGCAGUCCCGCUCGCCGUCGUUUACUUCUACGAGCUCAUAAGCCUGGCGGGCGCAAGAAGCCCAUCGUGGUUCUACCUGAUUCAUCUGAAUCUCGGUCAGCGGGUCGACCUGGUGUUCGGCCGCCCAAACGCUCUCAGAAAGACGAGCUGGGUCAUGGGUUUCAAGAACGAGCUGAUUUAGUCUCCUCUUGCCAGAACCGCUCCCGGCAAAUGUGCACUUCGGUCAUGACACUCUCGUCCCGGCUGGAUGCCCUCGUUCUACAUCAGAAAUGGAAUCGGGAAUGCAAGAACCUAGAGGAGCGACUCCGCACAACAGACGUCGCACGCGAUCUAGCUGGAGUUAUCAAGGAAUUUACGGACCAAUUCAGCAGGGAGAACUUAUUCAAAGAGGCGCGACCGACCGUUCCGGCUCAGCCUCAUAGUACGGACUCCGGAUCUGUCGGCGACUUGUCCGCCAUCGCUGUCUUUGAACUAUUGUCUUCUCUGGCUCUUGAGGUCGCUUCUGGAACUGUGGCUUGUGAACAUCACUCGACGGCUUCUGUGGAUAAUGUCUCCGACACUCUGCAGGAGCACGGCGAUAUACAAGUUUGGCAGGAAGAAGGCAACACGACAUGGCACUCUCUUUCCUCGUUGUCCUCAUCAUCUUCCGCAGCUGACAUCCUGCCAACUGGUUCUGGGGCAUUGCAUGUCUCUGAACCUGAUCCUGAUACGGUCAUCCACCACCCUCCGACACCGCAUGUUGUCUUACCGGCAGAUAUUCCCUCCCGCACAUACUAUCAAGAGCUCAUGGUGGCGGCUUUGAAGACUGCGCAAGCGCAUUCAAGCCUCUCUGUUACCGACUUGCAUCGAACGAUCUCGCCUGCUCAAGUCGCGACAGUCUUCAAGGGGAGCGUCCUAUUCUCUCGUUCAGAUGAGCGCGAAUCCACUGUCCAUCUGCUGGAGGGUAAAGGCUGCAGUGUGCAUUCUACAGCCCGUACGACGGCGUCCACGACGCUGCCAUCCCCUUUCUUGUCGGCCAUCGACACGCUGAGGACAAUCUCUGGCAGUACUCUCCGGUCUACGUGGACUCCGACUUGUUCACUCAAGCUCCCCUUUAGUCUCUCGCCAAGGAUGGCUACUGGUAGUCCCAAACCAUACUCUGAGCUGCCUCCUUCUGGCGAGUUGUUCAUAGACGGCCGUGUCUUAGCGCCGAAAAGAAGGCGCGCUGUCAGACUGCCCACACGCGCGCAGGAGGAGUUGUACAUGUACACCUCCUCCGAUUGGCAGGAUUCGGAUCAGCUGGAUACGGCGCCUUCUCCCGGCUGCCUUUACGACCAUGGCGACCCCUACGUGUUACCAAUCAGCGCAGACGGCGGCGUGCGGACGACAAACAUUGGGCACCCCAUCCAGCUCUCCAAUAUACAUAUCUACACCACAUCAGUACAGCAAUCGCUCAAGACAACGGCAAGGCACGCUAUCACGGAUGAAGUGCGCACCCCACCACAAGCGUACAGCCGAAGCCCGAGCGCCCGCCAGCGCUUCGCGACCUGGUCGUCGGGUUUCGCGGAAGCGUACAACCCCCGCGCGGAAGGUCUGGAGUCGGUUCGGUAUGCAGAUAACCUGCCUCAGUGCCGGGAGCGACAGCACAGUACGGGUUUGUCGCUACUGGGAAAGGUUUGGCGCUGGUAG